AUGACGUUGGAUUUCCCGAGAGCUUGGAUCAGCCCGUCGCCCAAGCCGUGGAUGAUCCACACGGGGCUUCAUUUCUCCACAGUCAUCCAGUUGGGAUCGCCAUCAGCUAUCAUCUCGUGGGCGUUGCCAACCAAGCUCGACUCCCCCAAGUCCCCUUACCCACCACCUUCCGACCAGAUGGCAGGACCCGGUCAAGCUAUAUCUGCAUUCUCCGCUCUCCGCCGUGCCUCCAUCCCGCACCGUCGAGCCUCCUCCACCUCCAAGUUCCAACAGUCGAGCAGCAAGGUCCGGCUUCAGCGCAGCACCAACCACAAUCCAGUUCCUGCCGACCGAUUCAAUCAAAAACUCGACUGCUUCCCCCCAUGGCCUGAGAGUGCAAUGGCGAUGGCCCGUCCUCACCACAGGGCGGCGUCCACCGCAUCCUCAUCGCCCACCGACCACCCGCCGCCCAACAUCGCAUCUUCAACAUCUAUGCAUGUCCCCAUAGCUGCGGCCGGAGCUUCACAUCGCAACUCCUCCAAUUCCAACCACAAACGAAGCCACACUCACACCCAUAGCCUCAACCGCCACUCCGACCCGUCCUCCUCGUCGUCUUCGUCCCCUCCACCCGUCCACCCGUCUCUCCUCCAACCUCGAGUCGCCGUCGUCCUCAACGUCCCUCCUCCCUGGCACCCGUGGCUCUUUGCCCUCCGCCUCUGCUCUAUUCUCCCCGCGCUCUGGUGGGGUCUACCAUGCGCCCUGCAGCUUCUCCUACGCCUUCUUCCUGGCCCCGAUCGAAUUCUCGUCGUGCGCCCGAAUCGAGCGUGCACAACCGGGCCCUGCAACGGCGGUGACGAUGCCGUCCCCUUCGCCCUGACAGAAGGCGCCCUGGCAACAAUAUGGUGCUUUGCCUGCGGUUAUCUCUCCUUCUUCUUUACCGACUGCCUCAUGUCACGAUGGCUCAUCCACUACACUCCCCAAGCGACCAUCGUCCGUCUGCUCACAAUCAACGCCGUCAAUGCGUAUCUGACCAUGACCGUGCUCUCGUGUGCCGGUGGCUUUCAAGACCCCCGGCUCAUGCUCCCGGGCUGGAUAGGCAUAGCAACCACGCUGACAGUAUGCUACCAUAUCACACACCAAAAGAUCAACAUACGAAAGGAGACGUCAACAUCCAUCAAUGUCUUUUCGAUAGCAAGUUACAUUAGCAUGGUGACUCUGCUGGUACACAUGCAUUCGUUUCAACCCGAUUAUCCUGCCAUGCCGUUGAUUGGACAUGUCAAAGAGUUAUGGAAUGACGGAUAUGGUAUGCUGGUGCAAAUCAAGGGGUCCAUCGAACGAGCAGAGCUCUAA
Metarhizium acridum CQMa 102 is the source of this 1329-nucleotide messenger RNA. RefSeq lists its product as uncharacterized. NCBI's taxonomy places the organism in Eukaryota, Fungi, Ascomycota, Sordariomycetes, Hypocreales, Clavicipitaceae. Gene Ontology annotation, cellular component: endoplasmic reticulum membrane. Gene Ontology annotation, biological process: cellular response to oxidative stress; protein N-linked glycosylation. The record is from RefSeq and is a predicted model, not a curated record.